Suncus etruscus (white-toothed pygmy shrew) is the source of this 4382-nucleotide messenger RNA. RefSeq names its product apoptotic chromatin condensation inducer 1 (gene ACIN1). NCBI's taxonomy places the organism in Eukaryota, Metazoa, Chordata, Mammalia, Eulipotyphla, Soricidae. The record is from RefSeq and is a predicted model, not a curated record. The transcript is spliced from 18 exons. Gene Ontology annotation, molecular function: nucleic acid binding. The coding region runs from base 34 to 3792 and encodes 1252 amino acids.
GGGGGGGAAGCGCGUCGGCGGAAAUGACCGAAGAUGCCCGAAGCCGUCGGGACGGACCCGAGCACCUCACGCAAGAUGGCGGAGCUGGAGGAGGUGACUCUGGACGGGAAGCCUCUGCAGGCGCUGCGGGUGACCGACCUGAAGGCCGCCUUGGAGCAGCGAGGCUUGGCCAAGAGCGGGCAGAAGAGCGCCCUGGUGAAGCGGCUCAAAGGGGCUCUAAUGCUAGAAAAUUUACAGAAACACUCAACACCCCAUGCUGCAUUCCAGCCAAAUUCUCAGAUUGGCGAGGAAAUGAGCCAGAACAGUUUCAUAAAGCAGUAUCUGGAAAAGCAGCAGGAGCUACUUAGGCAGCGUUUGGAACGUGAAGCUCGCGAAGCUGCCGAACUUGAAGGAAAAAGCUCUGUUUCUGAAGAGAAGGGUGACUCUGAUGACGAGAAAAGAAGGAAAGGAGAGCGACGAUCAACCAGGGUUAGACAGGCAAGAGCUAAACUCUCUGAAUGCAGCCAGGCUGCUGAAGAGGAGGAAGAUCAGGAAACACCAUCCAGAAAUCUGAGGGUCAGAGCAGAUCGAAAUGUUAAAACUGAAGAAGAGGAGGAGGAAGAAGAGGAAGAAGAAGAAGAGGAGGAAGAGGAAGAUGAUGACGAUGAGGGGCAAAAGUCUAAAGAUGCACCAGUCCUGAAACAGUUUGAAGUAGAAGAGGGGGGAGAAUUGUCCAAAGCAAAACUAGAAGACGUGAUAGAUGAGAAACCCCAGACCAUAAGAUCCCCAGAACAGGAAGUGUUAGAACGAGGAGGAAGGAUGACAAGAUCCCAGGAAGAGGCAAGAAAAAGUCUUCUGUCCAGACAUCCACAGCCAGAGAGAGAGAUGCAAACUGCUUCACCCCUUGAGGAUGAAGGAAAGGAAAUUAAAUCUUCAAAAGACUUAGAGGAAAAAUCAAAGUCUCCUUCCCCCCCGCGAUUGACAGAAGAUGUGGAGAAAGUCCCUCAUGUGCUGCAGCCAGAGCAGACUGCCAGUGAGGAGGAGACUCCCCCACCUUUACUUACCAAGGAAGCCGCUUUGCCACCACCAAAUACACAACUGCAGAGUGAAGAAGUAGAGACUGUGGAAGGCCCAGCCCCCCCUGUUCUCACUCAGUUGUCACCUCCUAAUACAGAUGCUGAGGGUAGGGAGGUAUUAGCAUCUCAACACACUGCCCAAACAGUGGGAAGCGUGGCUCCUUUGACAAGUCCUAUGGACGCCAAAGCAGAACCUUUAGUUGAGAAAAUGCCGGAGAGUGCCCUGCCUUCAGUUCAGAAAAGCACACGAGCUGAUUCAACACAGAAGGUUACUGAAGCUGAGUUAGAAAAAUCUGUUCAACCACUCGCCCUAAAAAUGGAGGAGUUAGCACCAUCCAAAGGGGUCCCUGAAGAAUCUCUGAAUAAGCCAUCUUUGGAACAGAAAGAAGGCACAGGGACUUCUCCUGCUCUUCUGCCUAGGCCUGGAUUAAAACAGUCAGCUGACUCCUCCAGCCGUUCCUCCUCCUCUUCCUCCUCCAGUUCUAGGUCAAGAUCACGCUCUCCUGACAGUUCAGGCUCUCAGUCUCACUCGCCUUCCAGAUCCCAGCAGAGAGAUGCAUCUCAAAUACAUACUGUCACCAAUCCUCAUGGUCGAUCCACCUUGGGUUCCAGAUCUACAUCUGAGUCCAGGUCACGUUCCCGGUCUCGUUCUCGUUCAGCUUCAAGCAGUAGCAGAAAAUCUCUGAGCCCUGGGGUCUCCAGGGACAGCAGCAUCAGCUACACUGAAACCAAAGAUCUCUCUUCUGGUCAGGAGGUUGCAACUCCACCAGUGUCACAACUGCAGGCCUUUGAGCCCCCAGAGAGGACCUCCACUCCAGCCUCUCUCCGAGGGAGGCGUGUGAGCCAGUCUGAGCCAGUGGAAAAGCGUGUCAUCCAGAGGUUACAGCCUGAAAGGGGGAGCCCAAAGAAGUGUGAAGCGGAAGAGGCAGAGCCACCAGCUGCCACACAGCCUCAAACCUCAGAGUCUCAGACCUCUCACCUACCAGAAUCAGAAAGGACUCAGCAUACUGUUGAGGAGAAGGAGGAAGUGACCAUGGACACAAAUGAAAACAGACCUGAAAAUGAGGUUCUGGAGCCCCCCAUGACUAUCACAGACCAAGUCAGCAAUGAUGACCGCCCAGAAGGCAGUGCUGAAGAUGAGGAGAAGAAAGAGAGCACGCUGCCCAAAUCAUUCAAGCGGAAGAUCUCCGUUGUCUCAGCUACCAAGGGAGUGCCGGCUGGAAACAGUGACACGGAGGGGGGCCAGCCUGGUCGCAAGCGGCGUUGGGGAGCCAGCACAGCUACUACACAGAAGAAGCCCUCCAUCAGUAUCACCACGGAAUCACUCAAGAGCCUCAUCCCCGACAUCAAACCCCUGGCGGGGCAGGAGGCUGUGGUGGAUCUUCAUGCUGACGACUCCCGAAUCUCUGAGGAUGAGACGGAGCGUAAUGGUGACGAUGGGACCCAUGACAAAGGGCUGAAAAUAUGCCGGACUGUCACUCAGGUAGUACCUGCUGAGGGCCAGGAGAAUGGACAGAGGGAAGAGGAAGAAGAGAAGGAGCCUGAAGCAGAGCCCCCUGUACCGCCCCAGGUUUCAGUAGAGGUGGCCUUGCCCCCACCUGUGGAGCAUGAAGUAAAGAAAGUGACUUUAGGAGAUACUUUGACCCGACGGUCCAUUAGCCAACAGAAGUCUGGAGUCUCCAUUACCAUUGAUGAUCCAGUCAGAACUGCUCAGGUGCCCUCACCACCCCGGGGCAAGAUCAGUAACAUUGUCCACAUCUCCAAUUUGGUUCGCCCCUUCACUUUAGGUCAAUUGAAGGAAUUGUUGGGGCGAACAGGAACUCUGGUGGAAGAGGCCUUCUGGAUUGACAAGAUUAAAUCUCACUGCUUUGUAACGUAUGCAACCAUAGAAGAAGCUGUUGCCACCCGAACAGCACUGCAUGGGGUAAAAUGGCCUCAGUCCAACCCGAAGUUCCUUUGUGCUGACUAUGCUGAACAAGAUGAGCUGGAUUAUCACCGGGGCCUCUUGGUGGACCGUCCUUCUGAAGCUAAGGCUGAGGAGCAAGGUGUGCCACGGCCCCUGCACCCCCCACCUCCACCUCCUGCCCAGCCACCACAGCACCCCCGGGCAGAACAGCGGGAGCAGGAGCGGGCAGUGAGGGAACAAUGGGCAGAGCGGGAACGGGAAAUGGAGCGGCGAGAGCGAACUCGGUCAGAACGUGAAUGGGAUCGGGACAAAGUUCGAGAAGGACCCCGUUCCCGAUCACGGUCCCGGGACCGUCGCCGUAAGGAACGUGCAAAGUCUAAAGAAAAGAAGAGUGAGAAGAAAGAGAAAGCUCAGGAGGAGCCACCUGCCAAGCUACUGGACGACCUUUUCCGUAAGACCAAGGCUGCUCCCUGUAUCUACUGGCUCCCACUAACUGACAGCCAGAUUGUUCAGAAGGAGGCUGAACGGGCCGAGCGGGCCAAGGAGCGGGAGAAACGGCGGAAGGAGCAAGAAGAGGAGGAGCAGAAGGAGCGGGAGAAGGAAGCCGAGCGAGAGCGGAACCGACAGCUAGAGCGGGAGAAGAGGAGGGAGCAUAGCCGGGAGAGGGACAGGGAAAGAGAGAGGGACAGGGACCGGGACAGAGGGGAUCGAGAUCGAGAACGGGAAAGGGACCGGGAACGAGGCCGGGAGAGGGACCGCAGAGACACCAAGCGCCACAGCAGGAGCCGGAGUCGGAGCACACCUGUGCGGGACCGGGGUGGGCGCCGCUAGCUGGGGACUCUAGGGACAGCAGCAGGUGGCAGCCCCCUGCCCCUGGGGUUCAGGACCACAGCGGAUAGGUACAAUCUCCACUCCCGGAACCAAGGGUCUCCACCAAUUUGCUCAGUGCUGAAGUACGGCUGCCGCCUGUCCCCCCACAUACCAAAUGGAGCAGUGGCUGUUUCUCUCCUGCUUCCUGUAACCUGUCUGGCGUCUUGGCCCUUUCCUCCCUCUCAUUUCUUGUUGUUCAGUGUACGAGGGAAGGGCUAGGUCAGGGAGGAAGAUGAUCGGCCGAGAGGUGGGGAACUGCUAGAAGCCCCAAGUACCUUUCAUCUUUCUGCCCUCCUGCUCACCACCUCCCUUGGUUGCUCACAGCCUCUUGGGAACAGCUGGGGCCAGGACCGGGUCACCUAUGAGCUGAAUCAGCAUCUCCUGAGUCCCGGGGCCCCUGCAGUUCCCACUUCUCUCCUGCAGUCCUUGCCUCUCGUCCACCGGUUCCACUUUAUAGCCACCUUUUACUUUUGUUCAAUUUUUAUUUUUAUUUUUUUUAUUAUUAAAUGAUGUGGUCUAUGGAAAAUAAUAAAAAUCUGACUUAGUUUUAA